AUGCAACGUCAAUCAUGUGGUUUCAAUUGGAACCACGAUGGAAGUGGAAAAGGGACCGACCUUUGGUUGGUGUUGAUGUUGAAUACCUACCUACUACUCGAGGCUACCUUCCCAAUGAGCAAUGCUCUAUUUCGAGUGUGGGCUGAUUCUCACAUGGGCAAUUUACAUCUUCUUGCUAUGAAAUGGGAAUCAAAUUUGCCGGAAAUGCCUCUGAAUACCGAUCGUAAUUAUCCACGACUUUCUUGUUCGGUGUUCUGGACAGGAGGAUUCUUCUCGGUGUUCUGGACAGGAGAAUCUCUCAACCAUAAGAAUCCUCUUUACUCCCAACGUUUCAAGGAUUUACACAUCAUAGGUGCAGAAUUCAUCACAAUGGCACAGAAUCUCAGCAGCGUCUUGAGGUCUCAAGAGAUGGAAGUUACUGGAGACUCCAAUGACAUGACCGAGUCUGCUCACGACGGACUCAUUAUCAUUGCAUUGGGCCUUGAUAAAAAUGCAAUUGCGUGGGGAAUGCAUCAGCCAUGGAAAAUCUUAGGAUUGUAA
Messenger RNA from Botrytis deweyae, 540 nucleotides. RefSeq lists its product as uncharacterized. The transcript is spliced from 3 exons. Lineage: Eukaryota; Fungi; Ascomycota; Leotiomycetes; Helotiales; Sclerotiniaceae. The record is from RefSeq and is a predicted model, not a curated record. The coding region runs from base 1 to 540 and encodes 179 amino acids.